Mangifera indica (mango) is the source of this 424-nucleotide messenger RNA. RefSeq names its product probable signal peptidase complex subunit 1. The transcript has a single exon. Gene Ontology annotation, biological process: protein targeting to ER. Lineage: Eukaryota; Viridiplantae; Streptophyta; Magnoliopsida; Sapindales; Anacardiaceae. Bases 1 to 276 code for a protein of 91 amino acids. The record is from RefSeq and is a predicted model, not a curated record. Gene Ontology annotation, cellular component: signal peptidase complex; endoplasmic reticulum membrane.
AUGGAUUGGCAAGGGCAAAAAUUAGCGGAGCACUUGAUGCAGAUAAUGCUGUUGGCAUCUGCUGUUGUGGCAUUUGUUACUGGUUACAUAAUGAGAUCAUUUCAGAUGAUGAUGUUGAUAUAUGCAGGUGCUGUGGUUCUCACCACAUUUAUUACUGUCCCUAACUGGCCUUUCUUCAAUCGCCAUCCUUCCAAGUGGUUGGACCCAAGUGAGACUGAAAAGCAUCCCAAACCACAGGUGGCUGUAAGUUCAAAGAAAAAGUCUGCUAAGAAGUAGGUUGAUUUUGGCAUUUGAUAGGGUUUCUAUGACUUUGUCUGUGAUCUUCUUAUGAAAGGAUUAUAAAAAAUGCCCUUGCUUUCUUGUAAAAAACUUUGAAACUUUCUCAAUUUUUACUAGAAAUAAUUUUAAUGAUCCUUGAUUUAGU